Messenger RNA from Mobula hypostoma (lesser devil ray), 2691 nucleotides. It is a transcript of the gene slc60a2b, whose product is annotated as major facilitator superfamily domain containing 4B. The transcript is spliced from 5 exons. The record is from RefSeq and is a predicted model, not a curated record. Gene Ontology annotation, biological process: transmembrane transport. Bases 8 to 1978 code for a protein of 656 amino acids. Lineage: Eukaryota; Metazoa; Chordata; Chondrichthyes; Myliobatiformes; Myliobatidae.
CGCGCGCAUGCGCAUCGUGGCGCGAAGCCGGAGCUGGAGCCGGAGCCGAAGCCGAGGGGAUGCGAGGGGUCGCGGGAGCUGGUGGCCCCGUACGGCCGGGCUGACAAGCACACGGAUCGGAUCCAUAUCGGAAAUGUCGGGCCGGGCGGGCGGCCCUUCGCCUGCGGGCAAGAAGCAGGUGCGGUUCGCGCGGCCCUUGCAGCAGCUGGCAGAGGAAGAAGACGAAGAGGAAGAUGCGGCGGCUGAGGAGGAGGCGACGACGCUGUGCCAGAAACGGCCUCCCGCCGGCCUUUCCCUUACCCGGGCCCGACGGGAGCGCGACGACGUCAUGGGACUCGAGCCCCGGGUGAGGGAGGUUCGCGGUGGUCGCUGGGCGGACACCGUGCUGCUGUGUGCCGCCUUCCUCGGGCUGGGGAUGGUCAUUGCUGUUUUGGGGCCUACUUUCAAAGAGCUGGCAAUUAAUGUCAACAGGAAUAUCAGCGACAUCUCCUUCAUCUUUGUGGGCCGUUCGCUGGGCUACGUCGGGGGCUCAUUGGUUGGUGGGCUGCUGUUCGACUACAUGGAUCACCACUUGUUAAUCGGAAUUUCCAUGCUGAUGACUGCGGUGGGACUGUACAUCAUUCCAUGGUCAACGAAGAUACUGCUGUUGAUGGUACUGAUGUCCCUCAUUGGAAUUUCAAUGGGCAUGCUGGACACAGAUUACAGGAAGAAUGAAGACGAGGUUCACGAAGAUGCUGCUUGGAUUGAUCCUGUGCCGUACUGUUGUGGAAAUUUGCUAAUUUUGGUUACAUGGGGCAAGAAUGCUGGAUUGCACAUGCAGGCCCUACAUUUCAGUUUUGCUUUGGGUGCGUUUCUGACUCCAAUCCUGGCAAAGCCAUUGUUGGGCAACAUGCAAAAUAUCAGUGACAGAGCGGAUGACCCAAUAAUCAACACUCAAAUCGGACCAUUGAACACUGUGAAAAUGAUUAUUCAGAGCUUCUCCCCUUUGGUUUGGACAUACCUGAUCAUUGCAAGCUUUGUUCUUUUUGUUUCCUUCUCAUUUUUCAUGAUUUAUUUAAAGUCUAGUCCAAAUCGAGGAAGAACUGAUGUUGCAUCGCAGGAGAUUCCAUUUGCAAGAUACCAUAAUGCAAUUUUGCUGCUUCUCUUUCUCUUCUUCUUCUGGUAUGUUGGGGCAGAAGUGGCCUAUGGAGCCUAUAUUUUUACCUAUGCGAAAGACUUUGUCCUUAUGAGCGACAAUCAAGCUGCAGGUUUAAACUCCUUGUUCUGGGGAACUUUUGCUUUAGUAAGAGGUCUUGCAAUAUUAUUUGCUGCAUGUCUUUACCCUGGAGCUAUGAUACUACUCAGCAUUAUUGGCUGCACCAUUUCCUCCCUGAUUCUUACACUUUAUAACACUAAGCACAUCGCUCUCUGGUUAGGCACUGGCCUUUAUGGGGCCUCAAUGGCCACCACCUUCCCCAGUGGCAUUAUCUGGGUUAAACAGUACACAGAGAUCACUGGAAGGUCGGCUGGUUUAUUUGUUUUUGGAGCUGCAUUAGGUGAGAUGGUUGUUCCAGCUGUAGUUGGCUACCUACAGGGUAUCAGUGCUAUCAACCAUUACCCUAUAUUAAUGCUGACUGCCCUGCUUACCUCCACAAUGACAGCCAUCUUGUUUCCUGUGAUGUACAAGCUGGCCACGUCUCCAAAUGGUGUCAAACCGCAGAGUGAAGAUCAAAAAGCUUUGUUGGGUUCAGGAAUUAAUGAGGAUGAUGACUGUGAUGAUGAUGCUCCUGAGGAAUGGAAUGAUGCAGAUUUUGAAGUCAUUGAAAUGUGUGAUGUAAAGGAUGGCACAGACAAGAAUCCAGUUGGAAAUGCAUCAGGAAAAUCUAAGGAACAGUUCUCUCCAGAACAAAUGUCCUUUUCUUCUGUUCCCUCCCCUCCAUAUCUAGGUUGCUCUCCAAAAAAGAGACUGCUUAACUUGGAAAGAGAAAAAAACGAUUGAAUGUUCAAGGUUUAGACAUGUACAAGACAGCACACAAAAAUUGUAACAAAUCAGAUCAAUUAGGAUACAUAUUUUUAAAUCAUUUUCAUAGAAAAAAUCUGAAGCUAUGAAUGUAUAAAGAAAUUGCUUGUAAUUUUGUGGUUGUCAUUAGGUUAAAUUAACAUGAGUAAAUUUUAUUGUUUUAAUGCUGAAAAGAGUUUUGAAUACUUGCAUGACAGUUUGCUUCUGUGAAAGUUGUGGGAUGUCUUAACCUAUCUCCAGCAGAAGUUGAUUUAAGGACUGGGGUAUCACUGAUAAUCCAGAUGCAAAAACUGUAGAUUUUAAAUAUUAUCUUUGCAAAGAUAACAGGUACUUGUCACAUAUAUAGUAUCAUAUGAGAAAUGUAUUUAAUUUUGGUAGUAGUACGGAUGAAAUAUCUCCAAUAUAUGGCUGUGCAUUUGAGAGGAAGAUGAAUGUAAAAAUGCUGUCAGGGUUGGAAUCUUGAUUUCGAUGAGACCUCUAUCCAUGUAUUUGGAGUGUACUGAAAACUUGUGAAAAAUACUUUGAAGUGAUAUUACUAAAAUUUGCAUAUCACACCCAAUAAAUUUGCCAGGUUGUCAGAAUGUGAAUGUGUUUUUUCAAGCAGUGCAGUAUUGCAGUUACAGUUUUAAUACACUAAUCUGUCUGUAUUUUAACAAGCACGAGAAAAUCUGUGGAUGCUGGAAAUUCAAGGC